AUGGCAUCCUCAAAGGAACAACCAACUUCUCGUCCUAUCUCGGGCAGCUUUUCCAGACACACUCCUGCCUCGUCGAGACAGCAUUCCCACUCCGUCUCCUUGGCUGCCUCCAACCCUACCCAUCGAGUCAACCGUCGCAAAAGCGUCAACGCCGCCGCCUCGUCCUCGACCGCCCAGGCAGCCAUCGUGGCCGCAUUGAGGGAACAGGGAGGCGCGUCCGUCACACCAUUACAAGCUCACAGGAGAAGCAUUGGUUCGAGAAAGAUUACGGAGUCACACUCGAUGAGUGCCAGGCCCAGCAUGCACUCGUACUUCAAUGGUCCCCCCAGUGCUGCCUCCGGUCAGGACAACGAUGCUCUCGAGGACAAUUCCAACGAUGAUGACCUACCCUCAUCGUCCAAGAGACUGAGCACCAAAGACCGAAACAGGAGGGCAAGUGAGGGCUCGUUUCUGACCAAAGGCGACGGAAAGAAAUCGGGCUCGGACCUGCGGUGCGAUACUUGCGGAAAGGGAUACAAACAUAGCAGCUGCCUGACCAAGCAUUUGUGGGAGCAUGACCCGGCGUGGGCCAUCACCUCCAAACUACUCAUUUCCAAGCAUCAGCAAGUUCAACUUCUUGAAGCGGCUUCGGUUCUGUGUAACAUGACUACGGAGAACAUGGCAAUGGGCCAAUCUGAUCUGGAGACGUCCGUAAAUGAUGCCAGUGAAGGUUCAUCUGCAUCUCCAGCGUUUUCCUCGUUCGAGUUGCAGGACGAGGUCAGCUCGGUUGAAACGACGCCACCUCCUAUGAGCGAAGCGGCGUACCCGGUCCCGGACUCCAAACGAUUUAGCAUCGGCAGCAAUGGCUUCUCCCGCUCCUAUCGAUCCAUUCCAUCCAGUUCGUAUGCCGAGAGCAUCCUGUCGCCUGGAUUGCCGCCUCAUAGAUUUUCCGGAGUCGACUUCCGCCCCAGUACAUCCGGGACCGAUGACGGCACUCUUGCAGCAGCCACAGCAGGCCUCACUUUCAACAGCGGUACCCCUCGCACGAAACCCACCUUUUUAGGUGCCGACGUCCCUCCUGUACCACCACUACCCCAACAGUACCAGUCGUUCAAUAGCAAGUCUUCGGACAGUACAUUGACCACCGUAUAUAAUCCUUUGUUGCAGAUGCAUCCUCCCACUUUGACGCAGAACCUAUCUGACGAGCGCAAUUCCCGCGGGAGCAACGAUAUCAGAGAAGUUGAGAUGGACGAUGAAGAGAUGUUCAGCAUGGAAGAAUAG
Messenger RNA from Capronia epimyces CBS 606.96, 1260 nucleotides. RefSeq lists its product as uncharacterized. NCBI's taxonomy places the organism in Eukaryota, Fungi, Ascomycota, Eurotiomycetes, Chaetothyriales, Herpotrichiellaceae. The record is from RefSeq and is a predicted model, not a curated record. Bases 1 to 1260 code for a protein of 419 amino acids. The transcript is spliced from 3 exons.